Thlaspi arvense is the source of this 2082-nucleotide messenger RNA. Lineage: Eukaryota; Viridiplantae; Streptophyta; Magnoliopsida; Brassicales; Brassicaceae. The record is from the annotation of a GenBank genome assembly.
AUGGUAGUAGAGAGAGUGGAGAGAGAGAGAGUAGGUGAUAAUUCUGGAAAGAAGAAAGAAGAAAGAAGAAAGAAGAAAGAAGUAGAGAUUUUGGAGAAUUGUUGUUGUUUUGAUCAAUUUACUUCUAUGACAGAAGAUCGCUCGGAAAUGGCGAAGGAUGUUGAGCGGUAUCUGCAGCUGGAUCCACGCUCCGCCGCUAUUCCUGAACCACCUUCCUCCUCUUCUUCCUCCGCCGCUGCAUUAAAUCCCGUCGUAUCUUCCGCUAACAACUCCCGGAGCUGCAAACCUUCUGCGCCGGUCGCUCAACCGCCGUGUCCAGACCAUGUCCUCGAGAACGUUCUGGAGAACGUGCUUCAGUUCCUCACCUCCAGAUGCGAUCGCAACGCAGUGUCACUGGUGUGCAGAUCGUGGUAUCGGGUCGAGGCCCAGACCCGAUUCGAGGUCUUCAUCGGCAACUGUUACUCGCUCUCCCCCGCGCGUCUCGCUCGCCGGUUCAAGCGCGUUAGGUCACUGGUGCUCAAGGGGAAACCUAGGUUUGCUGAUUUCAACCUCAUGCCUUCCGACUGGGGAGCUCAAUUCGCGCCUUGGGUUGCUGCAACAGCCAAGGCUUACCCUUGGCUAGAGAAGGUCAAUUUGAAGCGGAUAAUUGUCACGGACGAUGAUUUAGCGCUUCUGGCUCAGUCGUUUCCUGGGUUCAAGGAGCUUAUCUUGCUCUGUUGCGAAGGUUUUGGGACCAGUGGUCUCGCUGUUGUUGCUAACAAGUGCAGACGGCUAAAAGUCCUUGAUGUGAUCGAGUCAGAAGUCACCGAUGACGAGGUGGAUUGGAUUUCUUGUUUCCCCGAAGGUGAAACGCAUCUGGAGUCUCUAUCUUUCGACUGUGUAGAAUCCUCUAUCAACUUCAAGGCGUUGGAAGGGCUCGUGGUGAGGUCACCGUUCUUGAAGAAGCUUAGAACGAACAGGUUUGUGUCACUUGAAGAGCUGCAUCGGCUAAUGGUUCGAGCGCCGCAGUUAACGAGUCUCGGGACUGGCUCAUUCAGUCCAGAUAAUGCCUCUCCGGGCGAGCAAGAACCGGAUUAUGCAUCUGCUUUUCGUGCUUCUAAAUCCAUAGUUUGUCUCUCGGGAUUCAGGGAUUUGGCGCCGGAAUACCUUCCAGCUAUCUCUCCAGUUUGUGCUAAUCUCACCUCUCUUAACUUCAGUUAUGCUAACAUUUCUCCUGACAUGCUCAAGCCCAUCAUAAGCAACUGCCACAAUCUCCGAGUCUUCUGGGCUCUUGACUCGAUAUGCGAUGAAGGACUAGAGGCAGUGGCUGCAACAUGCAAGGAGCUCCGUGAGCUUCGGGUUUUCCCUUCCGAUCCUCGUGAAGACAGCGAAGGUCCUGUCUCGGGAAUAGGCCUCCAAGCGAUUUCAGAAGGUUGCAGGAAACUAGAAUCUAUCUUGUACUUUUGCCAGCGGAUGACUAAUGGAGCUGUGACAGCCAUGUCUGAGAACUGUCCCCAGCUUACGGUGUUUAGGCUAUGCAUAAUGGGUCGCCAUAGGCCUGACCACGUGACAGGAAAGCCAAUGGACGAUGGAUUUGGUGCCAUUGUUAAAAAUUGCAAGAAGCUAACCCGACUUGCAGUAUCGGGAUUACUGACCGAUGAAGCUUUUAGCCUUAUAGGAGAGUACGGGAAAUUGAUCCGCACGUUGUCUAUAGCUUUUGCUGGGGACAGUGACAUGGCUUUGAGAUAUAUUCUUGAUGGUUGUCCUAAACUACAAAAGCUUGAAAUCAGGGACAGUCCCUUUGGGGACGUUGGAUUGCGCUCUGGUACGCAUCGGUAUAACAAUAUGAGGGACGGUAUGGCCUUUGGGAUGAUUGACGACCACCGGAUUCUUGUAAGAAUCUAUCAGCUGGAUUCCGUAAGAUUCGAUCAUCAUCUGGAAAAUUUGCAAACCGCUUGGAUAGAGAUCAUCAACAUACCUAAAAAGUGGAGGGAGGGAGUUUCGAGGGAGGACGAGUACGCAUUGUCCGCCACCUUGAUUGAUUACCUGAGAAAACCCAAUGAGACCAUCAAAGGGACCAAGCUUCAUCAUACGAUCCUCUAG